GUGAAGAAAAGAGAGGGGGAGGUGAGGAGAGGUUACAUUAGUUUAGAUUCAGUUAGGGUAGGUUAGGUUAAACUGCGUUGGGUGAGGUUAGAUUGUGUUGGGUAAGGCCAGGUUGGGUUGGUUAGGUGAGGAUAGGCUGGACCAGUCUAGCCGGUGCCGCGGACGGCGAUGGAGUCGGAGACUUUCGCCGAGGAGCUUCUGUGCGCCGUGUGUCUGGAUUUCUUCACCGACCCAGUGACCCUCCAGUGCGGCCACACUUUCUGCCGCCCGUGUGUCACCCGCUGCUGGGAGCGGCAGCGCACGGGUUCCUGCCCGGUGUGCCGGCGUCCCGGGCCGGCCAAAGACCUGCGGGGCAGCCGGGCCCUGCGGAACCUAGCGGACAGAGCUCGGGAGCUGAGCCGGAGAGGCGCCGGGCGACGGGGGGAAGCCGGCGGACAGGACGGGACUGCGACCGGUCACAGCCCGCAGACUCAACCGGCGGAGGACGCCGUGGGCUCGGCCAUAGAUUCCCUGAACAAGGCGAGAUCUGCAGCACUGGAGUAUAAACUACAGCAAAAGGAGAACAUAUCCAAGAUUAAAGAGCAGUGCGGCAGCCUGCACACGCUCAUCACCGGCGAGUUUGCUGCCAUGCACCAGUUUCUCACCGAGAGGGAGCAGCGUUUACUCGGGGAGUUGAGAGAGCAGAGGCGGACCAUCCUCGGGGCGAUGCAGCGGAACCUGCAGGCGCUCGACAACGACUUGCAAUCCAUCGAGCGCCAACUGGCAGAGUUGAAGGGGCAGGUGGAAGCGUCGCGGCAGAGAAGGCCGCCCGGAGCGGGAGCUCACACGGUGCUGCCGCUGCAGCUGACCCUGGGGCAGUUCAGUGGCCCUCUGCAGUACGCUGCAUGGAAGGCAAUGCUGGCACACCUGUGGCCAGCCCCGACCCCCCUGACUCUAGAUCCAGCCACUGCCCACCGGCGCUUGAGGCUGAGCCCGGACCUGCGGUCGGUCAGCCACUGUGACAUUGUCCGGCACGGGGCGACUCCCGGGCCGCUGCGCUUCGAGCCGUACGUCUGCGUGCUGGGGGCGGCGGGGGUGGGCGGGGGUCGCCGCUACUGGGAGGUGGAGGUGGGGGGCAAGAGCAAGUGGGAGGUCGGGGUAGUGGGAGAAUCGGCCGACCGCAAGGGCCGCCACCACUCGCCUGUCCCGGCCGCCGGCUUCUGGCUGCUGUGGCUGAGGAAGGGCCGCGAAUACUGGGCCCUCGAGCGGCCCCGCUGCCGCCUCUGGCCCCGCCGGCCGCCCCGCACCGUCGGCAUCUACCUAGACCACGAGGGCGGCCAGGUGUCCUUCUACGAUGCCGACAACAUGGCUCACCUGUACACCUUCACCCACACUUUCUCCGAGACCCUCUACCCCUACUUCUCCCCCUGCCUCAACGACGGGGGCACCAACUCACAGCCGCUCCGCAUCUGCGCCCCGCUGGGCACCCACUGGUCCUGACAUUCGGCCCAUCUAGCCCCCUGAUAGCCCUCAGUAGCCCCCCAAAGAUCUCAACAUCUAACUCCAUGCCACCCCUGCAGUGAGUUCGCAAGUGAUAAGGACCCAAUUAAGCCGGUGGCAUAUGGCCAAAAGGUUUAGGAGCAGAAUUAGGCCAUUCGGCCCAUCUAGCCCCCAUGCCAGCCCUCAGCAACCUCCAGUGAGUUCACAAGCUCUUAAACAUAGCGGAGUCA
Amblyraja radiata (thorny skate) is the source of this 1709-nucleotide messenger RNA. RefSeq names its product nuclear factor 7, brain-like. Gene Ontology annotation, biological process: protein ubiquitination. The coding region runs from base 169 to 1479 and encodes 436 amino acids. Gene Ontology annotation, molecular function: ubiquitin-protein transferase activity; protein binding. The transcript is spliced from 6 exons. Lineage: Eukaryota; Metazoa; Chordata; Chondrichthyes; Rajiformes; Rajidae. The record is from RefSeq and is a predicted model, not a curated record.